AUGGGAGAAACUGAGAAAAGAAUUGAAACUCAUAGAAUAAGAUGUCUUUCCAAGUUGAAGAUGUUUCUGUUGGCAAUAACAUGUGCGUAUGUAUCCAAAACACUAUCCGGAUCUUAUAUGAAUUCCAUGCUCACACAAAUAGAGAGACAGUUCAACAUCCCAACAUCUCUAGUUGGAUUUAUUAAUGGAAGCUUUGAGAUUGGAAAUCUUUUGUUGAUUAUAUUUGUGAGUUAUUUUGGAACUAAACUGCAUAGACCUAUAAUGAUUGGUGUUGGCUGUGUGGUUAUGGGCCUUGGGUGUUUCUUACAAUCACUACCUCAUUUCCUCAUGGACCGAUAUGAAUAUGAAUCUACAGUUUCAGUUUCUGGUAAUUUGUCCUCAAACAGUUUCUUGUGUAUGGAAAACGGAACCCAGAGUUUCAAACCAACAGAAGAUCCAUCAGAAUGUGUGAAGGAAGUUAAAUCAUUAAUGUGGGUGUAUGUACUAGUUGGAAAUAUUAUACGUGGAAUUGGUGAGACUCCCAUCAUGCCUUUGGGUAUUUCCUACAUAGAGGAUUUUGCCAAAUCUGAAAACUCUCCUUUAUAUAUUGGGUUUAUAGAAACAGGAGCUAUCAUUGGUCCUUUGAUUGGACUUUCGUUAGCGUCAUUCUGUGCAAAUGUUUAUGUUGACACUGGAGCGGUGAACACAGAUGAUCUGACCAUAACUCCCAUUGAUACUCGUUGGGUUGGUGCAUGGUGGUUUGGCUUUUUGGUUUGUGCAGGGGUGAAUGUGCUUACUGCCAUUCCUUUUUUCGUUUUGCCCAAAACGCUUCCAAAGGAAGGACUAGAGGAUAUUGCUGAGACCAUUAAAAAUGACAAAGAAGAGAAACAAAGCGAAGUCAGGAAGAAAAGGGUUGGAAUCACUAAAGAUUUUUUACCAUUCAUGAAAAGUCUUUUGUGCAACCCAGUUUACAUGCUUUUCAUACUAAUAAGUGUGCUGCAAUUCAACGCAUUUGUCAAUAUGAUCUCCUUCAUGCCUAAAUAUCUGGAACAGCACUAUGGAAAAUCAGCUUCAGAUGCAAUCUUUCUCAUUGGUAUUUAUAACUUACCUCCAAUAUGCAUUGGAUAUAUAGUUGGUGGUUUAAUUAUGAAGAAGUUCAAGAUUACUGUCAUACAAGCUGCCCACAUAGGAUGUUGGUUAUCUUUAAUUGAGUACCUUCUCUAUUUUUUGUGUUUUCUCAUGAUCUGUGAUAAUUCUUCAGUUGCUGGCAUAACCACCUCUUAUGAAGGAGUGCAACAAGAUUUACAUGUGGGAAAUGGCAUCCUUGCUGACUGCAACAUGGAUUGUAACUGUCCAACUAAAAUAUGGGACCCUGUAUGUGGAAAUGAUGGUUUGUCAUACAUGUCAGCUUGUCUUGCAGGUUGUGAGACAUCCUCUGGAACAGGAAUAAACAUGGUGUUCCAAAAUUGUAGCUGCAUUCAAACACCAGGAAAUUCAUCUGCAGUUCUUGGGCUAUGUGACAAGGGACAGGACUGUUCCAUGAUGCUCCAGUACUUUUUAAUCUUGUCGGUGGUCAGCAGUUUCAUCUAUUCUUUAUCUGCCAUCCCUGGAUAUAUGGUUCUCCUGAGGUGUAUCAAGCCUGAAGAGAAGUCUCUUGGUGUGGGAUUACAUGCAUUUUGCACAAGGGUAUUAGCUGGAAUUCCCGCACCUAUAUAUUUUGGAGCUUUAGUGGACUCCACAUGUUUACACUGGGGUACUUUGAAAUGUGGUGAGUCAGGGGCAUGUAGGAUAUAUGAUUCCACCAACUUCAGGUAA
Molecule: messenger RNA, 1794 nt
Organism: Lagenorhynchus albirostris (white-beaked dolphin)
Lineage: Eukaryota; Metazoa; Chordata; Mammalia; Artiodactyla; Delphinidae
Gene: SLCO1A2
Product: solute carrier organic anion transporter family member 1A2
Exons: 13
Coding region: 1-1794 (597 amino acids)
Biological process (GO): sodium-independent organic anion transport; transmembrane transport; bile acid and bile salt transport
Cellular component (GO): membrane
Molecular function (GO): protein binding; bile acid transmembrane transporter activity
Source: RefSeq, a predicted model, not a curated record